Molecule: messenger RNA, 3318 nt
Organism: Lobosporangium transversale
Lineage: Eukaryota; Fungi; Mortierellomycota; Mortierellomycetes; Mortierellales; Mortierellaceae
Exons: 4
Coding region: 1-3318 (1105 amino acids)
Biological process (GO): activation of GTPase activity; nucleocytoplasmic transport
Cellular component (GO): perinuclear region of cytoplasm; cytosol; nucleus
Molecular function (GO): GTPase activator activity; small GTPase binding
Source: RefSeq, a predicted model, not a curated record
AUGACAGAACAUCAUUACCAACAAUUCCGAAAGGAUGGCAUCAUUGAAGAAGUUUGUGUCAGAAUUGCUUCUACCUUUGCAAUCAAUGGUAGUCCGUCAUUCUGUGUGGGUUUGCAAGACAUUGGAGACGUGUUUCCAGAUGCACAGCGAUUCAAGUUGGAUGGACUUCCUGUUCCGUUCCUUACAGAUCCUUAUGGCAACAGGAUCUUGGAUGUCAUCACUAAAGCCCCGCAAUCCAGCAACGAAAGCACCAUCAAUUAUUUGCCUACAUCAAGCAACUCGGCACAUCUGGCCUCUCAGGUCCCUCUUUUGCCAUCACCAAACUUGAUUCAAUCACUCAACCCGCUUCAUACUAUUCACAGCAGCGCACAAUUCGAGGCGAUCAUCUCUAAGCUUGAAAAGAUUGCAGGGUUGCUGUUAGAGGCCAAAGAGAAGGACAACAAGAUGAGUGAUAUAUUGCUGCAAGCAAAAGAGAAGGAUGACAGGUUGAUUGCUCUGCUGCUGGAAGCUAAAGAGAAGGACAGUGAAAUAACUAAACUGCAGAAUAUGCUUAUGCCGGAAUUGAAUACUAAGGAGGAAGAUGUCAAUAAGGGGCAUCAGGCACCCAAAAGUCUUGCUAUCCUUCAAAAACAUGCCCACACUAUCCUCUCCCAGCAACUUGAGCUUCACGAAUGCCCAAUUCCUCGACUGUUUAUCCUUUUGCCUGUCGACAACACCAAGUGGGAUCCACUGAAUGUCGUAAGGAACAAGUUUCGUCUUCAUUUUCUCUGUGAAUGUGGAGACCACAGUGCAAUGACAAGCAAGAGUAGCCAGAGUCCGAUCCAUAUUACCAAGCAUGACGGGUAUGAAGUCCGAGAUAGCACAGAGUUCUUUCGCAAGUACGGGAAAUACAUGUUUAUCCUCUUACAGUGGCUCAAGUUUGGAGUGCACUCGUCUGCUUCUCUGGAAUCAGUCCCAUAUUUGAUCAAUCCUGGUAUCGAUCGCUCGAUCGACUAUAUGCAGUCACUCUCUAGGGAGGACCCAGCCUUGAGCAACAUCACUGCAAUCGAUGAUUAUGAAGGACUUGUAGGAGCUGAAUUCCGCCGGCUGAGCACAUUUCUUCGAAGUAAAGACGAAGACAAAAAAUUUGGCAACUUGAGCAGGAUUGCGACCGAAGCAGGUCAUGUCAAAUGGGUUUGUCUCGACCACUAUACUGCGACAUACAGAGGAAAAGGACAGAAAGCGUUUGAAAGCGCAGUAAAGAUGCAUGGUGGCAUAUAUGACUCACACCUUGGAAAAGCUAUUAUCACAUUUAAGCCCAUAAACAGAGCUAGGGAACUCUUUGAUGCUCUGACCAGCGCAAGGCAUGUUUACGAGUUGGAUAUCACAUUUGACUGGGAUUGGACGGAGACUGAUCUUGAAGCAUUUGAGAGUGCUCUAACUCUGUCAAGUGUAUUGAUUCUUCGACUUGGACUUGGACGAGCUCCAGGAAGCGUCAGUAGGAAAGCGUUUUUAACAUCUACACAACAUGAAGCACUUGUUCGCAUCAUGGAACUCAGCAAUAUCAAAACAAUUCAUAUUGUCCUCCCCUUAGAAUUCAUAACACUCCUCAGUUUACAGCUCAAGCCAGCGCAUCUUCAUAAGCUAUCCUUCAAGAUGAAUGCUCAAUCGAUUGGAGCUAGUGAACUACUAGUUCUUGUAAAUACCCUCAAGGCUAACGCAGCAUUGACUAUUCUGGACUUGAAGAGCAGCUCCAUUGGGAAGGAAGGAGCCUUAGCGCUGUCGGAGGCACUCAAGACUAAUACGACAUUGAUUACUUUGGACUUGAGGGGUAACUCGAUUGGGGAUGAGGGAGUUUUGGCUCUGUCGGGGUCGCUCAAAGUUAAUACAACUUUGACUACUUUGAACCUGGCAAAGAACUCAAUUGAGAAGGAAGGAGCUUUGGCACUGUCAAAGGCGCUCAAGAUUAAUACAGCUUUAACCACUUUGGACCUGAGAAUCAAUUCAGUUGGGGAUGAGGGGGCUCUGGGACUAUCAGAGGCACUCAAGACUAACACGACGUUGGUCACUUUAGACUUGUGGCGUAACUUGGUUGGGAAUGAAGGAGCUCUUGCUCUUUCGAAGUCACUCAAUGUUAAUACAGCUUUGACUACUUUGAACCUGGCAAACAAUUCAAUUGGGGAUGAAGGGGUUUUGGCAUUGUCAAGAGCGCUCAAGGCUAACACAGCUUUAACCUUUUUAGUCUUGAGGGCCAAUUCAGUUGGAGAAAAAGGGGCUCUAGGGCUGUCAGAGGCGCUCAAGACUAAUUCUGCUUUGGCCACUUUGGACUUGGGAGUCAGCUCGAUUAGGGAUGAAGGGACUCUGUCGCUGUCAGAGGCACUCAAGAUUAACACAACUUUGACAGCUUUAGACCUAUGGGACAAUUCAAUUGGUGUGGAAGGAGCUUUUUCACUCUCAGUGGCGCUCAAGACCAAUAUGACAUUGACGACUUUGAACUUGGGAAGCAACUCAAUUGGGAGAGAAGGGAUCUUAAGAUUGUCAGAGGCGCUCAAGACUAACACAGCUUUGACCACUUUGAAUUUGUGGGAUAACUCAAUUGGGAAGGAAGGAGCUCUAGCGCUAUCAGAGGUGUUGAAGAUUAAUAGAACUUUAAUCACUUUAGAUAUGGGAGUCAACUCAAUUGGAAAUGAAGGAACUGUGUCACUAUCGGAGGCACUCAAGAAUAACACAACUUUGACCACUUUAGACUUGUGGCGCAACUCAAUUGGGAAUGAAGGGGCCCUGUCACUGUCAGAGUUACUCAAAGCUAAUACGAGUUUGAACACUCUGCGCUUGGGGAGAAACUCAUUCGGAAAGGAAGGAGCUCAGGCACUAUCACAAGCGCUUAAGGCUAACACAACUUUGACCACUUUGAGCUUGCGGGGUAAUCCAAUUGGGGAUGAAGGAGUCCUUGCUUUAUCAGAGGCACUCAAGAAUAAUAUGACUCUGGUCAAUUUGGACUUAAAGAGCAGUUCCAUUGGGUAUGAAGGAGUUUUGGCACUGUCAAAGGCUCUCAAAGUUAAUACAACUUUGAACAGUUUGGAAUUGGGAUCCAACUCUUUCGGAAAGGAAGGAGCUCUAGCACUCGCGGAGGCACGCAGAACUAAUCCGACUUGUGGCAGGCUAGCAGCCAAAGCAAUGACUCUUUGGUGUCCGCCCUUCCUCCUUGCAGAAUUACCAGGAUUGUCAGGAUUGUCAGGAUUGUCAGGAUUGUCAGGAUUGUCAGGAUUGUCAGGAUUGUCAGGAUUGUCAGGGAUGUCAGGAAUGCCAGGAAUGUCAGAGAUUGCAAUAAGUAAGUAG